Molecule: messenger RNA, 1122 nt
Organism: Drosophila miranda
Lineage: Eukaryota; Metazoa; Arthropoda; Insecta; Diptera; Drosophilidae
Exons: 2
Coding region: 315-986 (223 amino acids)
Molecular function (GO): DNA binding
Source: RefSeq, a predicted model, not a curated record
GGCUGCAAAAGCAAAUAUCAAACAGCCCGCACAGCAACUGAAAAAAGCGACGCGAACCACGCGUCCGUGCCCCCGUUUAAAACUAACACGAAAGUGCAAAACAGCUUCCCUUCGAAAGUAAAUGUUAUAUAAAAGUAUUCAGAGAUAUCACCCAACAUGUAAUGUAGCGCGGUUCUUGUCUGCAUAACAUUCGGUCACACAUUGUACGCACCACAUUCGAAGCUCGCAGCCGACGCCUAAAAAGGCGAAGCAAAAUACCGGGAAUUUUUUGAUAAUUAUAUUAUUGUGCUGGCAUUAGUCAAUAUAAUUUCAAUAUGGAGACCAAGAGUGCUGUUCGCACUAUUAUGAGCGUUCAGCAGCAGCUGGAUCGACAGAGCCAGGAAGCGGAGAUGCGGAACAAAGCAAUUGGCAAGAACAACAAGCUGUGGGAGCACUUUGUGCGUAUGUCGGAGUUUAUGGCCAAAUGCAAGCACUGUGGGAAGAUAUUAUCCUCCAAACACUCGUCGUCCAACUUGAUGCGUCACAUAGUGCGCCGCCAUCACAAUCUCUCGAAGACUUUAGACCACUCGCAUCAUCACUUGAUGGCGCCCAAAAAAGAGAUCGUGUGCAACGUUGAGAGCAGGCAGAUGGCGGAUCCACUGGAGAAAGUCAACUUCGAUGAUGUAGAUAGCAUUAUUGAGAAGGUGACGGAUCAUUUGGAGGACGAGGUAACUUCGAUUUCGCUGCAGGAACCCUUUUACGAGUACGUCGUCGACAACACCUUAGACGUUGGGGAUAAGCAUGAUUAUCCCGAAUCGAGCGACAUGCACCACAUAGUCCGAGCGGACUCCGCCUCGCUUUCGGAGACCACCACGAAAAUGGACGAGAAGCUCAAAGCUGAGACAAUAUACUUUAAUGAGAUGGCCGAAUUGGCCAGAUCCAAGCGGAGACUAAUCGACCUGCAGGCCAAGAAGCUCCUCCUCGAUAUGAACGUUCUGGAAAACUAACAACAACACAACGGCACACAGGCGGAGACGUUUAUUUUAAUACGUAUAUAUAUUAUGUAGAUGAAAUGGAUGGGCGAUAUGAUUAAGUAUGUAACAAAUUAUAAUUUAAACAAUAAUUAUAUUGGCCUGUUUAUUA